Molecule: messenger RNA, 850 nt
Organism: Dimorphilus gyrociliatus
Lineage: Eukaryota; Metazoa; Annelida; Polychaeta; Dinophilidae
Source: the annotation of a GenBank genome assembly
AAUGGAAGAGUCCAAAGAAAACAAUCCUGUUGAUUGUGAAGGAGCAAGUAGUUCAUUAUCCUCUGGAGAUAUCAAGUCAAUUAAGACUUAUUCCAUGAAACCCAUAGCAUAUUUGCAAUCAGUAUUUAAGGAAAAAAAUGGAACACCUAGACAAUCAAAUACCUGCUCUGAAUUUAGAGGAAAGAUUACUAUUGGGAAAGACUUAUUUACAAAUCCUGAACACAGCUUAGAGGGAUUGUCCCAAUUUUCUCACAUUUGGAUUAUUUUCAUCUUUCAUCAAAGUGGAAGCAACUUUACAAAGGCUAAAAUUAAACCUCCUAGAUUAAAUAAUAAGAAAGUUGGUGUAUUCUCAUGCCGCUCACCACACCGUCCAAAUCCAGUAGGACUUACACUUGCAAAGCUAGAGUCAAUCGAAGACUCCACCAUAUAUGUCUCAGGAAUUGAUAUAAUUGAUGGUACACCUAUUUUGGAUGUUAAACCAUAUAUUUCUGACUAUGAUUAUCCAAAGAUCGUUAAUGAGCUUGGUCUAGCCGAUAAGAAUUACGUGAAUGAAGAAGCGCACACAGCUGAAGUUCACUCUGCCGACUGGAUCGCCCAGGCAAAUAAUGAAAGCUUAACUGUUAGAUUUACACUCAGAGCUCUAAAUGAUCUAGAAACUAUACAGGUAGAAGAGUCAAAUAAUUUAAAAAAGGCAAUUGUGGAAGUUCUAAGAAAUGACCCAAGAUCUGUUUAUAGGAGAAAACAAUGCUGUGAUAGAUUAUAUUAUUUUUCAUUUAAUCAAAUUCAUGUAACUUGUUGGUUUGACGAUGAUCAAGCCGAAGUCCUAAAGGUUAAGCAGGUCAGCAAUUAA